ACACACAGCCACACACCUUAGCACCACCCAGUCGGAGGAGUCCGCCAUGGACCUCGAGACGCAGAAAGCACAGAUCGAGGAGAUCGUGUCCACAGCCAAAUUAGGAGACCUGAUCGAGUUCUCGUACCCCAUCGGCUACUCUCACUGGGGCGUGUACCAUGAAGACGGCCACGUGGUCCACUUUGCAGUCGCAGAGGAGAGCACCAUCAUGUCCAGCAUCCGCACCUCCCUGCAAAACCUAUUUCCCGUCUGCGGUGACCUCCUGCUGGGAGCCACCAAGAUCCGCCGUGUGCCGCUGGGUGAGGUCAACGUCCCCGCCGGCGCUCACAUCCUGAUCUGCAACAACCGUCACACCUUCACGCCGUCCUCCCCCGAGGACAUGAGGCGGCGCUGCGAGGCCCUGGAGGGCGAGGAUCUCAACUACGACCUCUUCACACUCAACUGCGAGCACUUUGCCACGUUUGUUCGCUUCGGGAAGUCCGUGUGCAACCAGAUACCCACCCAGGCCAAAAACGUGGAGAAUGAGGCGGCGACCGCCACCUUCCAGAACAUUGUGGAUGCCAAAGAAAGCAGUGAAGAUUGACUUCUAGUCGCACACACACACACUCACUUGUGCACACACACACUUCUCUCAGUGGACCUCAUCGUCAUCAACUAUCAACUAUCACUGACUUUUGUGUUGCUCUCAACUCACCGAUCCACUUGUUUAGUUUUGAAUGAAUAUAAUAAUAAAAACAUA
Dunckerocampus dactyliophorus (ringed pipefish) is the source of this 739-nucleotide messenger RNA. Its product is annotated as phospholipase A and acyltransferase 2-like. Lineage: Eukaryota; Metazoa; Chordata; Actinopteri; Syngnathiformes; Syngnathidae. Gene Ontology annotation, cellular component: cytoplasm. The transcript has 4 exons. The record is from RefSeq and is a predicted model, not a curated record. Gene Ontology annotation, biological process: N-acylphosphatidylethanolamine metabolic process. The coding region runs from base 47 to 583 and encodes 178 amino acids. Gene Ontology annotation, molecular function: glycerophospholipid phospholipase A1 activity; A2-type glycerophospholipase activity.